Molecule: messenger RNA, 2596 nt
Organism: Lethenteron reissneri (Far Eastern brook lamprey)
Lineage: Eukaryota; Metazoa; Chordata; Hyperoartia; Petromyzontiformes; Petromyzontidae
Gene: PSMD3
Product: proteasome 26S subunit, non-ATPase 3
Biological process (GO): regulation of protein catabolic process; ubiquitin-dependent protein catabolic process
Cellular component (GO): proteasome complex; proteasome regulatory particle, lid subcomplex
Molecular function (GO): enzyme regulator activity; protein binding
Source: RefSeq, a predicted model, not a curated record
GGAAGCGCCGUUUUUCUGUUCAGUCAUUGUGAGGCACCCUGGUGUGAGGGGGCAAAGAAGGCGGCAGACGCAAAUUCGAGUAAACUUUCAAGUUUCGUUCGCGACCGAGCGACGCAAUCCAGCGCGCCAUGAAGGAGGCAGCGGUGGCCAAGCCCGCCAAGAAGAAGGACAAGGAGAAGGCCAAGGUGGAGGACGUUGAGAUGAAGGACGCGGCGGCGGAUGGUGGCGAGGCCGUGGCGCCCGCGGACCCCGUGCGGACGCAGAAGGAGACGGACGCGCUCGCCCUGGAAGACCUGAAGGAACAGGUGCGGCAGAUCGAGAAGUCGGUGUCAAGCAAAGAGCCGCGCUUCGUGCUGCGUGUGCUGCGUGCAUUGCCCUCGACACGCCGCAAACUGAACGCACAUGUCCUGCGCAAGGCGCUUGCCGGGUUCUACACAUCCAGCGGUGCAGCACCUGCCCGUGACCUCCUCCUCACCUUCUUUGAUGAGCCAAUGGAUGCGGAAGGUGAGGUUACGUUCCGACCACGCACGGGGAAGGCGGCAGCACAGCCCCUGCUGCCUGAGACGGAGACAUACCUGCAACACCUGUGCGUGGUGUACCUGCUGGACAGCAAGCGCUACGACGAUGCCCAAAAGUGCUCUGACGACCUCAUGCAGAAAAUCGCAUCCCAGAACCGGCGCACUUUAGACCAGUUGGCGGCUCGUUGCUACUUCUACCACUCGCGUGUCUACGAGUUUCUGGACAGGCUGGACUCCAUCCGCAGCUUUCUGCAGAGCCGGCUGCGCACAGCCACGCUGAGGCAUGACACAGAUGGGCAGGCCACUCUGCUCAACCUGUUGCUGCGCAACUACCUGCACUACAACCUGUAUGAGCAGGCUGGAAAGCUCGUUUCCAAGUCGCUUUUCCCUGAGCAGGCAAACAACAAUGAAUGGGCUCGCUACCUCUACUACACUGGGCGCAUCAAGGCCAUCCAACUGGAGUACUCAGAAGCACGGAGAACUCUGACCAAUGCUCUACGUAAAGCUCCACAGCACACAGCCGUGGGCUUCAAGCAGACAGUUCACAAGCUGUUGAUCGUGGUGGAGCUACUGUUGGGGGAGAUCCCUGACCGUCUGCAGUUCCGCCAGCCUUCCCUCAAGCGCUCUCUCAUGCCUUACUUCUUACUCACCCAAGCUGUGCGGACAGGGAACCUUUCCAAGUUCAACCAGGUUCUAGAGCAAUUUGGAGACAAGUUCCAGACAGACUUCGCGUACACUCUGAUUAUUCGUCUGCGCCAUAACGUGAUAAAGACAGGUGUGCGUAUGAUCAGCCUGUCGUACUCGCGUAUCUCACUGGCUGACAUCGCCCAGAAACUGCAGCUUGACAGUCCUGAGGAUGCAGAGUUCAUCGUUGCGAAGGCCAUCCGAGAUGGGGUGAUCGAGGCGAGCAUCAACCACGAGAAAGGCUACGUGCAGUCCAAGGAGACCAUUGACAUAUAUGCGACCCGCGAGCCACAGCUCGCCUUCCACCAGCGCAUUGCCUUCUGCCUCGAGAUGCACAACAUGUCUGUGAAGGCAAUGCGAUUUCCUCCCAAGUCUUACAACAAAGACUUGGAGUCGGCAGAGGAGCGGCGUGAGCGGGAGCAGCAGGACCUGGAGUUCGCUAAGGAGAUGGCGGAGGAGGACGAUGACGGUUUCCCAUGAGGGCAGCCUCGCACAACCAUCAGCCACCUCAUCCACCUCACCCCAAACCUCAUACAGUGGCUGCCACCAGGGAAUGAGUGAAAAUACGCCAUCGCUUUCAUGAGUUAUACCAUUAACCUUUUUUUUGUACACGUUUUAAGCAGGGGCAGUGGGACUUUUCCCAAGCAAAUUAGACACGUGUAUGCUUGGGUUGAGAAAAACGUUCUAGAACGCCCAAUAACCAAAUUAAUGUAAAAACUUAUUUUUGGUGGGUCAUUUUGAGCUCUUUAAAAUGAACAUAACUAAGGAAUUCGUCCAAAUAGAGAUGUUUUUUUAAGGGCAUUGCAAAGUGUGCAGGUUUCAAUUAGCUGUUGUGAAGGAGCCGAGUUUCAUUGGGGACUGCAUCAUCAGUGGUAUCUGGACCUGGCACAUGAAAUGCACGCUGCAAGCGUUUUUUUGUUUGUUUAAAUUUACCCCCAGCCCCCUUAACCCCCACGCUACAAUACAUCAAAAAUAAAACUUUCAAGUUGCAUGUUAAUGACCUUUGUUUUAUUGUCUUUAGUUUGUUGACCCACCCCCCGUACCUGUGAUUAGCGUAGUUGACUAUGUACGGUACAAAAUAAGUUCAACAUACAUACGUUGGAACGUUAUGGUUGCAUUUUUAAUGUUUAUCCCAUGAGCAGCAUCUGGUCUGGAAUGAAGGUAUAAUUGGGAAACUAGCUGUAUUGGAGUUAAAUUAUUCUUGCCUGAUAACAGCUGUUUCACCACUAGGGUGGGCUGGUGGUCAAACUCGGUUGGCCCGCUCAUACUUUUAUCCAGAAUGGUUAUUCCAAGUCAGAAAAAUAACGUUUAAAUUCUACUGCCUUGACGGGUUCAGUUUAACAUUUUACUGCAGUAACUGCAAAUAUAUACAAUAAAACUGUUGAUGAACAUUG